AUGGCGUCAAUAGCCCAACCAUGGUUGAUAUCGAAAUUCAUCGAUCCCAUCUUUGCCGUCGGCGUCGGCUUGUCUGCUGCCUACGUGCGGAUCCAGCGUGAAGAGCGAGAGAAAUACCCCGAACAAGCUGCGAGUGCUGCUGCACUUUGGCAAAAGGGUGUCAGGAUGACGAAGACAUAUUUUGGACGCGAAGAGGAGAAGUAA
Molecule: messenger RNA, 204 nt
Organism: Exophiala spinifera
Lineage: Eukaryota; Fungi; Ascomycota; Eurotiomycetes; Chaetothyriales; Herpotrichiellaceae
Exons: 2
Coding region: 1-204 (67 amino acids)
Biological process (GO): protein secretion
Source: RefSeq, a predicted model, not a curated record